Messenger RNA from Enhydra lutris kenyoni (northern sea otter), 2992 nucleotides. RefSeq names its product family with sequence similarity 19 member A2, C-C motif chemokine like (gene TAFA2). Bases 432 to 827 code for a protein of 131 amino acids. Gene Ontology annotation, molecular function: receptor ligand activity. The transcript has 5 exons. NCBI's taxonomy places the organism in Eukaryota, Metazoa, Chordata, Mammalia, Carnivora, Mustelidae. The record is from RefSeq and is a predicted model, not a curated record.
CGCGCCUCCGACGAGGACCGCGGGCGACCGCGGGCGCAGGCCAGGGCUGCGGGACUUCGGCUUUGCCUCGGUGAACACAUCUUUUGAUUACUUUGACACCGUGGAAUAGAGAGUGGGGAAAGAGAGCCGAGGCUCGGGCGCUCCGCCUUGCACCCGCUCUCAGGGGACUCCAGUUUGGAUGUCAAGAGAUUCCUGAACCCUCUUUGCGAUCGGAGGAGGAAACACGCGCGCGCACACACACGCGCGCUCAGGGCCCCACUCACACGCCCUCCACGAGCACACACCGCCAGACUUGGGUUCCCUAUGCCCCAGAACGGCGACGGCGGAUUGGCAUCUCGGAAGCGAUGCAAGCGCGAUAAGGUCGGCGCCGGCCCGCGGAAGCUGCAGGACCAUCGCUAGGUGUUGCCGCCACCAGGAAGCCGGGCUGCAGGAUGAGUAAGAGAUACUUACAGAAAGCAACAAAAGGAAAGCUGCUAAUAAUAAUAUUUAUUGUAACCUUGUGGGGGAAAGUUGUAUCCAGUGCAAACCAUCAUAAAGCUCAUCAUGUUAAAACGGGCACUUGCGAAGUGGUUGCACUCCACAGAUGCUGUAAUAAGAACAAGAUAGAAGAGCGAUCACAGACAGUCAAGUGUUCCUGCUUCCCCGGGCAGGUGGCAGGUACCACGCGAGCAGCUCCGUCUUGUGUGGAUGCUUCAAUAGUGGAACAGAAAUGGUGGUGCCAUAUGCAGCCAUGUCUUGAGGGAGAGGAAUGUAAAGUUCUUCCAGAUCGGAAAGGAUGGAGCUGUUCCUCUGGGAAUAAAGUGAAAACAACUAGGGUAACCCAUUAACAAAGGAUAAAUCAAGUGAUCCUCAAGCCUGAUUACAUUGAACACAUGCACAGAAACUUAAUUCCCGAGGUGAUCUUGAAGGGAGAUUUUUAUAUCGCUCACAAGAGGCACUGCAGAGUCUUAUUUCCAAGGGAUUUCAUGGCUCGUAAUCAGCCUCUUCUUGAAACCGAGACUUUUAAAAAGUCAGACAUGAACUUCUAUGUCAUGAAGAUUUUGUCAGAUUUGAACUGUGUUCAACUUGUAAAAUUGCAUUUGCUAAGAGAAUUUGAAUUUGCCAUCUGAAGAGCUGGUGUUUCCAGGUGAUGUCAGAGACACUCACCUUUAUGGUUCUUGGCCUCAAGUGUGACUGUUUUUCUUGCUUCUGAAAGUCUGCCAAGUGCACCGGCCUGCAGCCAUGGAUGUGUUCCUGGGUCUGGUCCUGUGUUCAUUGGUGGGUGGGACUGCACCCGGCUUUACUGACAUUUUCUUGUGAACUUCUCCUCUGGCAUGGUGUAGACUGAGAUGAUUUUAUUUGUAACCUAAUCUUGGAGCUCUGAAAGCCUACAUGUUUUAACAUCUUAAAAUUGCUUUUGUUAAAGGAAUGGAAAUAUAUAUCCAUUGAUAAUAAUUAUUGUUGGCAAGUAAUAGUUAUCUGAAUACAUCAAUCAUAUAAGAAUGUAUAGACAAGCUGACAUGUUUCCCCAAGGCUAACAUACUACUGCAGCUCUCUGUCAGUUAAAUAGGUAGUAGUUAGAACUGAAUUUCCAUUUUCAUUAUAUGCUAUUUUGUACUUCUAGAGUACUCUCCCUCUUGGUUGUUUUGUUUUGUUUUUUAAGUGGGCUUUUUCUUUUGUUUGUAUUUACUUUUUCCCUUCACAGAAAUCAGCAGUGAGCAGUCAAGUAUGUAGGUAGCUUUCAGUUUCAAAAAAUCGCCAGGGAUGCAUGUGGAUUUCUGAUUUCUUAGCUUGAGAGUUAUUCACUUUUCUUCUAGUAAAUUUUUUUUUAGCUGUCCUAUCAUUUUAAUAGACUGUCCCUUGCUCGCUCCCAAUGACUGUUUGAAUGCUUAUAUAUUUGUUUGUUCUGUCUGUUAAUAGAAUUGUUCAUUUUCCUUGGUCUUGAAUUUAUAAAUAUUUGCUUAUAGUUGUCCCAUUCAAACAAUUUCUUAGGUCAGUUUCUGUCCACAGUUUUGUAGUCAUUUUAACAUUUUUUUGUUUUUCAGUUCUACAGGAAAGUCUUACAAAUAUUUAAAAGCCUUAAACAUGUAUGUACUUUUUUCUAAGUUAUUAGAGAAUGUAUAAUUUUAUACUACAUUUAUUUUAUUUCAUUUGUUAUGUGAAGGUAGAGAAGAAUUGAAAAUGCAUAGCCAUUCUGUAAUAAUAUUGUGUAAAUGUAUAGUUGAAGGGAUGUAACCAGAGAGACUUCUUUGUUUACUCAUCUUAACCUAAAAGGAAGUUACUUCAGAAAUUGUCCUAUUAGAAGUUCCAUUAUGUUAGAAAAAAUGUGACCAUCUUUCAUAUUUUUAAAACUCACUGACAUGGUCAAUUAAGUCUAUGCUGGUUUCCAUGAUGGAGGCUGACAUACCUUGGAGAGUUUUGGUCUGUUAGUUGGCAACGAAUUUCAAAGACCAGUACAUUACCCAGAAUGUCUUCUGGGCAGAAAAAUUGAAAAUGUAAAAUUUGUCAAAAGUCAAAUUUGUAAAGUAUACUUUGGACAGUGAACCAAAGUGUAUUGCCCCGCAAGUCCAUGGGAUGAGAUGACUUCCUCCCUCCAUGUUAGUUAUACAUAAAAUUGAUUAGAUGACUCUGAGUGGAUUUUGCAACAGUUCAAGACUGUAUGAAUUCAGAAAGAAAAAAAUAACAAUUGUGCUGGAAUUUUUGCAUCAAUUGUAACAGCAUUAAUUUCUUUGGAGCAAAGUAGAAACCUGUAUUAUUUUGGAAAUUAUGAAUUUGUCCUAGGUUUGUUUGAAAUUGUACAUCAUGCUUCUCAUUUUUUUUUAACUGAGUCCUUUAAAACAACACUAGAAAUUCUGUAUUAUAUACAAGUGUAACACAUGCCUAUCAAUAGAAAAAAAUAAAUGGAAUUUCAAAUAUACUAACUAGAUUAUCCCCAGUAGAUUAAUGUUGUGACUAUUCAGAAAAGGUAAAUAAAAUUGGGAUAUAAAAUGGACUCUCUUCAUGAGUUACAUUU